AUGCCCGAGUCUCCCCUCAGCCCCUCUGCAGCUCGUCAAAGCUCCGUCAGCUCGCUCCUCUCUCACUCCGACACCGGGGGGAACGAGAGCGCGGCUAAUGGGGCGUCCUGCCGUGAAACCAACGCUCACAACUGGCACAGCCUCCAGCACAGACAGUUGGUGAUGGCCAUGAUGGCUCCACAGCAGCAGCUCCUGACGCCAAACCAGCUCCAGGCUCUGCUCCAGCACAAACAGCAGGCGCUACUGUUACAGCAGCAACAUCUGAAAGAUUUUUACAAGGGCCCCAGUUCUCAGCAGUGGGUUUUCCAGCAGCUCCUUCAGCUCCAGCAGCAGCAGCUCGUCCAGAGGCCAGUGUCCUCCUCCGCCCUCCCUCCAGAAAUUCACCAAAUUUGGAAGGAGCUUCUGAGUGGAAUAACAGAAGCUAAAUUCAUUGAUAACAUCCCACCAGAGAAGUACAGCAGUGAGCACAAGUCUCCAACUUCUGAUCCCAAAAGUGUUGUUAAAGUAGACUCUGCACACACGCUCUUCAGUCAUGGUGUGUGUCUGUGGCCUGGCUGUGAUGCAGUUUGUGACGACUUCAGCCAAUUUAUCAAACACAUGGACAGUGACCACAGUCUGGAUGAUAAAACCACAGCUCAGUGCAGAGUCCAGCGGCAGGUGGUGCAACAGCUCCACGUCCAGCUCUGUAAGGAGAAAAAGCGUCUCCAGGCCAUGAUGUCUCACCUGCGUUUGCCUUCUUUAGAGGUUCCUCCUGCUCCAUUGGACAAACCCGCUGACCCUCUGUCUGCACAGGUUGCCUCUGUGCUGGUCGCUCAUAAGCUCACCUCGGUCAGUCUGGACUCUGCACAGACUCUGGACCCUGAGAGCGUCCCAUCUGAGAGUGUCCUGUCUGAGAGUGUCCUGUCUGAGAGUGUCCUGUCUGAGAGGGUCCUUUCUGAGAGCAGUGAGGAGGAGGCACCAGACUCACCCUGCACUGGGGCAAUACGACAGCACCCGCUGGUCUACUCGCUGUCAUCAGAGAAAGAAUAUGAACUCUACAAGAACACAGAUAUAAGACCUCCUUUCACCUACGCCACACUCAUCAGACAGGCCAUCAUGGAGGCAGCAGACAUGCAGCUCACCCUCAAUGAGAUUUACAACUGGUUCACUCGAACUUUCGCUUAUUUUAGACGCAACGCCGCCACUUGGAAGAAUGCCGUGCGGCACAACCUGAGUCUGCACAAGUGUUUUGUUCGAGUGGAGAAUGUGAAAGGAGCCGUGUGGACUGUGGACGAGGUGGAGUACCAGAGGAGGAGGUCCCAGAAGAUCACAGGGACCCCAGCUUUAAUACAGUAA
Molecule: messenger RNA, 1335 nt
Organism: Periophthalmus magnuspinnatus
Lineage: Eukaryota; Metazoa; Chordata; Actinopteri; Gobiiformes; Gobiidae
Product: forkhead box protein P1-like
Exons: 13
Coding region: 1-1335 (444 amino acids)
Biological process (GO): regulation of transcription by RNA polymerase II
Cellular component (GO): nucleus
Molecular function (GO): RNA polymerase II cis-regulatory region sequence-specific DNA binding; DNA-binding transcription repressor activity, RNA polymerase II-specific
Source: RefSeq, a predicted model, not a curated record